Priapulus caudatus is the source of this 1161-nucleotide messenger RNA. Its product is annotated as growth arrest and DNA damage-inducible proteins-interacting protein 1-like. The record is from RefSeq and is a predicted model, not a curated record. The coding region runs from base 7 to 789 and encodes 260 amino acids. Gene Ontology annotation, cellular component: nucleus. The transcript is spliced from 3 exons. Lineage: Eukaryota; Metazoa; Priapulida; Priapulimorpha; Priapulimorphida; Priapulidae.
GUUAAUAUGGCUGCCCCCAUGAAAUCAUUGAGGUUUUGCAGACUUUCACAAUUUAGUUUGUUUAGAAGCUAUUACGUGAACACUGUGGACCGAUUUUACACAUUUAAGAAAAUUAAUGUUAGUGAUAGCCCGCAGCGGCAUUUCAGCACAAAUGAAGUCCAGGAGACGGUUAAAAGUGAGGAAGAACUGAGUGAGAUCGAAGAAAAACGAAACAUUUCUGGUUUGAACGACCGAUUACGCUCACGACUGGACCAUGCCAAGAAAAUGCCAUCCUUUCUUUAUCGAUGGCAAGUACUUCCUGGACGCAGGACUAGGAAAUACUACAGGAAAUUAUACGCAUCAUUUGGGCGCGAUUCUGGCCUAAAUCCUGCUAUUGGAUGGCCUACAAGUAAAGAGUUAGAUGGGAUGAUUGAACAUGAAAAAGAAUGGGAACCGACCCUUCAGGAACGCCUUAAUACAAUUAAACAGGCAAAAGAAGAAGAAGAAGCUCUUUAUAUGAAAAGGGAAGCAAUGGUGAAAGAAAACUUGGCAAAGAUGGAAGGAUGGAAGCACGAUUAUCUGCACCAGCAACAGCAAAAAGAGACAGCAGUUCGACUUGCUGCGGAGAAGAAACAGAGGCUUAUGGACGAGGUGCAGGAGGAAUUUGGCAUGAAGCUAGACCCAAGAGAUGAAAGAUUCAAGAAACUCAUGGCAGAGAAGGAGAGUGAAGAGAAGAAACGACUAAAAGCAGAAAGGAAGAAACAGAAAGAAAGUAGGAUGGUUGCAAAAUUAACAUCAAUUGGUACCUAAAACAUAAAAUAUUAUUCAUGAGAGAAUUAAACAUCUGGAGUAGGAAACCGUAUGUUAAUAUAGAUGAUAUUUAUCUAUGGUGGUUACCCCUUCAAUACAACUCGAAUAAGUUUGUAUUUUAAAGAAGUAAAGUAUCUCACAUAUAAAACGUGGCACAUUGUAUGCAGUAGUAAGUAUCUGCAAACAAUUACUUGUCUAUUAGUGCGUAUAAAAUGGACAAAUUUUGGUCUCUGAACACCAGCAGGUGUGUCUAGUAUUACAUUUACUGACCUGUAUUGUUUACCAGAAUCCUUCAUUUUCUGUUAUCUGUGCAUAUAUCUUGACCACGCAUAUACUGAAUACAACAGUCGGCUUUGUAAUAACAUAUCGUAA